AUGGCGGACACGGAGAACACCACCACCGAGGAAAACUUGCUUCUGCCUGUAGACAGAGUCGAGAAAGCGACAUGGAGAGAUCUAAGAGACGGGUCAUUCACACACGAACUCAAGCGUCUUAUCUGUUUCGCAGCUCCAAUGGCUGCAGUGGUUAUAGCUCAAUAUAUGUGGCAGAUCAUCUCAAUGGUAAUGGUGGGUCACCUCGGAAAACUCUCACUCGCUGGUACAGCUCUCGCUUCCUGCUUCUGCAAUGUCACUGGCUUCAGCUUCAUCAUAGGAUUGUCAGGUGGGUUAGAUACUCUGAGUGGUCAAGCUUAUGGAGCUAAACAAUAUCGGAAACUAGGUGUUCAGACAUAUACAGCUAUGUUCUGUCUUGCUUUAGUGUGUCUCCCUCUCUCUCUUAUUUGGUUUAACAUGGGAAAGCUUCUUGUUUUGCUUGGUCAAGACCCUUCUAUUGCGUACAGAGCCGGGAAUUAUGCUUCUUGGCUCAUCCCUGGACUCUUCUCUUACGCUAUUAUAAUGCCACUCACUCGUUACUUCCAAAACCAGAGCUUACUUAGACCUCUACUCAUGGCCUCUUCUUUUAUAUUCUGUCUCCAUAUUCCUCUCUCUUGGCUUUUGGUUUACAAGUCAGGUCUUGGUUAUAUUGGAGGAGCAUUGGCUCUUAGUUUGUCAAACUGGCUCUAUGCUAUUCUUCUUGNAUCUUUCAUGUUGUUCUCCUCUGCUUGUUCUGAGACACGCGCGCCUCUCUCCAUGGAGAUAUUCGAUGGAGUUNGANAGUUCUUUAGAUACGCUCUUCCUUCCGCGGCUAUGGUUUGCCUAGAGUGGUGGUCUUAUGAGUUUCUAAUAUUACUCUCUGGUCUCUUACCCAAUCCAGAACUGGAGACUUCUGUGCUCUCUGUCUGUCUCCAAACAAUCGCGACAAUCUAUUCGAUACCGCUUGCGAUCAGUGCUGCUGCAAGCACAAGAAUCUCCAAUGAAUUAGGAGCUGGAAACUCUCGAGCAGCACAUAUCGUGGUCUACGCAGCAAUGUCUCUUGCAUUAAUGGAUGGAUUGAUAGUGAGUACGUCUUUAUUAGUCGGCAGGAAUGUAUUGGGCCUCAUUUUCAGCAGUGACAAGGAAACCGUCGACUAUGUUGCUAAGAUGGCUCCAUUGGUCUCUAUUUCUCUCAUACUGAGCAGUUUACAAGGAGUUUUGUCAGGUAUUGCAAGAGGAUGUGGAUGGCAACAUAUAGGGGCUUACAUCAAUUUAGGAGCUUUCUAUCUCUGGGGNAUACCAAUUGCAGCAACUUUAGCCUUCUGGGUUCAUCUGGGAGGUGUUGGCCUUUGGACCGGUAUAAUAGCAGGUGCCGUUCUGCAAACUCUUCUGCUCGGUAUUGUCACGGCCUGCACAAACUGGGAAAACCAGAAGUGCCUUGGACGGAAAAUGAUGCAAAAGGAGCCUUUUAUGUGCACUACAACAAAGAGUAAUGAUCAAAUUCAGCGAUCUGCGAGCUUUGAUCAAGACGCGGUGUUGAUGGAGUGA
Arabis nemorensis is the source of this 1524-nucleotide messenger RNA. The record is from the annotation of a GenBank genome assembly. Lineage: Eukaryota; Viridiplantae; Streptophyta; Magnoliopsida; Brassicales; Brassicaceae.